Molecule: messenger RNA, 4741 nt
Organism: Sciurus carolinensis (gray squirrel)
Lineage: Eukaryota; Metazoa; Chordata; Mammalia; Rodentia; Sciuridae
Gene: Rb1
Product: RB transcriptional corepressor 1
Exons: 27
Coding region: 147-2930 (927 amino acids)
Biological process (GO): regulation of transcription by RNA polymerase II; negative regulation of G1/S transition of mitotic cell cycle; cell morphogenesis involved in neuron differentiation
Cellular component (GO): nucleus; chromatin; Rb-E2F complex
Molecular function (GO): RNA polymerase II transcription regulatory region sequence-specific DNA binding
Source: RefSeq, a predicted model, not a curated record
GCGCGUCCGGUUUUUCUCAGGGGACGUUCAAAUUAUUUUUGUAACGGGAGUCGAGAGAGGACGGGGCGUGCCCCGACGUGCGCGCGCGCGCGCCGGCUUCUCCGCGCUCCUUCAUAGCUCCCUGGCGCCUGCCUUGGGAGCGCGUCAUGCCGCCCAAAACCCCCCGAAGAGCUGCGGCUGCCGCCGCCGCCGCUGUGGAACCCCCGGCGCCGCCGCCGCCGCCCCCUCCUGAGGAGGACCCGGAGCAGGACAGUGGCCCGGAGGACCUGCCUCUGGCCAGGCUUGAAUUUGAAGAAACCGAAGAACCUGAUUUUACUGCCUUAUGUCAGAAAUUAAAGAUACCAGAUCAUGUCAGAGAAAGAGCUUGGUUAACUUGGGAGAAAGUUUCAUCUGUGGAUGGAGUAUUGGAAGGUUAUAUUCAAAAGAAAAAAGAACUGUGGGGAAUCUGUAUCUUUAUUGCAGCAGUUGACCUAGAUGAGAUGCCAUUCACUUUCACUGAGCUGCAGAAAAACAUAGAAACAAGUGUCUAUAAAUUCUUUGACUUACUAAAAGAAAUUGAUACCAGUACGAAAGUUGAUAAUGCUGUGUCAAGACUGUUGAAGAAGUAUGAUGUACUGUGUGCACUCUACAGUAAAUUAGAAAGGACAUGUGAACAUAUAUACUUGAAACAACCCAGCAGUUCGAUAUCUACUGAAAUAAGUUCUGUGUUGGUGCUAAAAGUUUCUUGGAUCACGUUUUUACUAGCAAAAGGAGAAGUAUUACAAAUGGAAGAUGAUCUGGUGAUCUCAUUUCAGUUAAUGCUAUGUGUGCUUGACUAUUUUAUCAAACUUUCACCUCCUGCACUGCUCAAAGAACCAUAUAAAACAGCUGUAAUACCCAUUAAUGGUUCACCUCGAACACCCAGACGAGGUCAAAACAGGAGUGCACGGAUAGCAAAACAACUAGAAAAUGAUACAAGAAUUAUUGAAGUUCUCUGUAAAGAACAUGAAUGUAAUAUAGAUGAGGUGAAAAAUGUUUAUUUCAAAAAUUUUAUACCUUUUAUGAAUUCUCUUGGAAUUGUAGCUUCUAAUGGACUUCCAGAGGUUGAAAGUCUCUCUAAGCGAUAUGAGGAAAUUUAUCUUAAAAACAAAGAUCUAGAUGCAAGAUUGUUUUUGGAUCAUGAUAAAACUCUUCAGACUGAUCCUACAGACAGUUUUGACACACAAAGAACACCUCGAAAAAGUAACACUGAUGAAGAGGUGAAUGUGAUUCCUCCGCAUACUCCAGUUCGGACUGUUAUGAAUACUAUCCAACAAUUAAUGAUGAUAUUAAAUUCAGCAAGUGAUCAGCCAUCAGAAAAUCUGAUUUCCUAUUUCAAUAACUGCACGGUGAAUCCAAAAGAAAAUAUUCUGAAAAGAGUAAAAGAUAUUGGACACAUCUUCAAAGAGAAAUUUGCUAAAGCUGUGGGACCAGGAUGUGUUGAAAUUGGAUCACAGCGAUAUAAACUUGGAGUUCGAUUAUAUUACCGAGUAAUGGAAUCCAUGCUUAAAUCUGAAGAAGAACGAUUAUCCAUUCAAAAUUUUAGCAAACUUCUGAAUGACAACAUCUUUCAUAUGUCUUUGUUGGCGUGUGCUCUUGAAGUUGUAAUGGCUACCUAUAGCAGAAGUACAUCUCAGAAUCUUGAUUCUGGAACAGAUUUGUCCUUCCCAUGGAUUCUGAAUGUACUUAAUUUAAAAGCCUUUGAUUUUUACAAAGUGAUUGAAAGUUUUAUCAAAGCAGAAGCCAACUUGACAAGAGAAAUGAUAAAACAUUUAGAACGAUGUGAACAUCGAAUCAUGGAAUCCCUUGCAUGGCUCUCAGACUCGCCUUUAUUUGACCUUAUUAAACAAUCCAAGGACCGAGAAGGACCAGCUGAUCACCUUGAAUCUGCUUGUUCUCCCAACCUUCCUUUCCAGAAUAAUCACACUGCAGCAGAUAUGUAUCUUUCACCUGUAAGAUCCCCAAAGAAAAAAGGUUCAAGUACACGUGUAAAUUCUACUGCAAAUGCAGAGACACAAGCAACCUCAGCCUUCCAGACUCAGAAGCCAUUGAAAUCUACUUCCCUUUCACUCUUUUACAAAAAAGUGUACCGGCUAGCGUAUCUCCGACUAAAUACCCUAUGUGCAAGCCUUCUGUCUGACCAUCCAGAACUAGAACACGUCAUCUGGACCCUUUUCCAGCAUACACUGCAAAAUGAGUAUGAACUCAUGAGAGACAGGCAUUUGGAUCAAAUUAUGAUGUGUUCUAUGUAUGGCAUAUGCAAAGUGAAGAAUAUAGACCUUAAAUUCAAAAUCAUUGUAACAGCAUACAAGGAACUUCCUCAUGCUGUUCAAGAGACAUUCAAACGUGUUUUGAUCAGAGAAGAGGAGUAUGAUUCCAUUAUAGUAUUCUAUAACUCAGUUUUCAUGCAGAGACUGAAAACAAAUAUUUUGCAGUAUGCUUCCACAAGGCCUCCUACCUUGUCACCAAUACCUCACAUUCCUCGAAGCCCUUACAAGUUUUCUAGUUCACCCUUACGGAUUCCUGGGGGAAAUAUCUAUAUAUCACCCCUUAAGAGUCCAUAUAAAAUUUCAGAAGGUCUGCCAACACCAACAAAAAUGACUCCAAGAUCAAGAAUCUUAGUGUCAAUUGGUGAAUCAUUUGGGACUUCCGAGAAGUUCCAGAAAAUAAAUCAGAUGGUAUGUAACAGUGACCGUGUGCUCAAAAGAAGUGCUGAAGGAAGCAAUCCUCCUAAACCACUGAAAAAACUACGCUUUGACAUUGAAGGAUCCGAUGAAACUGAUGGCAGUAAACAUCUCCCAGGGGAGUCCAAAUUUCAACAGAAACUGGCAGAAAUGACAUCUACUCGAACACGAAUGCAAAAACAGAAAAUGAAUGAUAGCAUGGAUACCUCAAACAAGGAAGAACAGUGAGGAUCUCAGGACCUUGGUGGACACUUGUACACUGUGUACGCCUCUGGCUUCAUUCUCUCACAGAUGUGACUGUAUAACUCUCCCAAGUUCUGUUUACAGCCACAUUAAUAUCUUUUUUGUAGAUAUAAAGUGUGCAGAUACAAGUUGAAUAUUUGUGUGGGUGAUUCCUAAGCCACUUUCAAUGUUGUAUUCAGUGGUAUAUGCAUUGUUAUUAUACAAGAUUGGAAAUCUUGUGUAAUCCUGCCAUUAAAAAGGUAUAGCAGAUCAUUUGCAUUUCCAAAGUAAAAUUGUUCUGCUUUAUGAAUGAAUUGAGGCUGCCUCUGGAGUGGGAGUACUAACAACCCAUGCCUGUCUGACUACUUUGUCUUCCCUUGUAGCAUAUGUGUGAUGUUUGCUCUUGGUUUUAUUAAUUUAUAUGUAUAUUUUUUUAAUUUAACAUAAACACCCUUAGAAAAUGUGUCCUGUCUUCCAAAUGCAAUUCGACUGCCUGCCCAUUCACUCAAAUUAUCCUGAACUCUUCUGCUAAAACAGAUUAUUAUUAGAAACUAGGGAAAAAAUUAAUCUUUACACAUUAGAUUUUAUUUAGUAUUGGAAUCUGAUGUAUUGUGUGCUUGUUUUACAAAUUUUAGCUUUUACAUACAAGCAAAAAACAAAGUACAGACAUGAUACUGUCAUACUACUGACACAGAUUUCAUACCUCAGAACUUACAAGAAUUUCUUUUUUCAUCCAAACUCAUGGUUUAAAAUGCAGAUUAUUGGUAGUACUUUUUUUUUUUUUUUUUAACCAUUCAGAUCACUGAAUUUUUAAGUAUCUAUCUGGUACUUGAAAAAGUAAAGUGUCUAAUCAGAGCUUUGCUGCAGAGGACCCUAAUACAGUAUAUCCCAAGUGCACUUUCUAAUGUUUCUGGGUCCUGAAGAAUCAAGAUACGAAUUAAUUUUAUUCCAUAGCAGACUGUUAACUAUAGAAGCCUUGCGAUUAUUUUUGUGUGUGUUUCCCUUAGGGAUUUGUCUAAUUGCAUCUCAACAAUUAUUCUACCCUCCUAAAUUUGGGAAGGUUUGUGUUUUCUCUGGAAUGGUACAUGUCUUCCAUGUAUCUUUUGAACUGGCAAUUAUUUAUCCUCUGUUUUUUUCUAAGUCAGUAUGGUCUAACACUGGCACAUUAAAAGCCACAUUAUUUCUAGGCCAACAUUGCAAGUAAUCAAAGGUCUUGUAAGUUAGGCAUUAAUGUUUCUGACUUUAUGCAAAAGCUUCAAAUUAAAAUAGCUGCAUUAGAAAGAAGCGCUUUCCCCCUUCCCCUGCACCUAAAGGUGUAUUUAAACUAUCUUGUGUGAUUAACUUAUUUAGAGAUGGUAUAAUUUAAAAUAGGUGGUAUUUAAGAUUGCAUCAGCUAGCAUUUAGGAAAAUCAUUUUGUCUAAACUCAAGAGUUCUCUUUAAAAAGAAAUCUGGUUUUAUUUCUUAGAAAACAAAAUUUUGUGUUUAAAUUUCAAACUAUUUUGACAGUUAUCCUGAUAACAGGCACUAGAAAGCUUUACCCCAUUCCUUCAUUAAGUUUUGCAUGAAUAGCAUACAGUUCAGUUAAUAUCUAUGUCAAGGGCUUACCAUAUUCUGGGUCUUUUGCUCAUCAAUUUACAUUAGAAUUAGUGACAGAAUUUUAGGAAUUUCAGAGAUCGUGUAUUGAGAUUCUUAAGACUUCAGAUGUUGCUUUAUUGCUUUUUUGUACUGGUUAAAACUGUACAUUUAAAAUGGCUAUGUUACUAUUUUCUACAAUUAAUAGUUUGUCUAUUUUAAAAUAAAUUAGUUGUCAAGAGUC